Messenger RNA from Alligator mississippiensis (American alligator), 2551 nucleotides. It is a transcript of the gene MORN1, whose product is annotated as MORN repeat containing 1. The record is from RefSeq and is a predicted model, not a curated record. NCBI's taxonomy places the organism in Eukaryota, Metazoa, Chordata, Crocodylia, Alligatoridae. The transcript has 14 exons. The coding region runs from base 107 to 1570 and encodes 487 amino acids.
UGCGCGAAGUUGCGUUCACUCAUGACGCGCUGGGGGCGGGCCCUGGUGGCGCCGAGCCAAUGGGCGGCCGCAGGCGGUUGCCAGGGCCCGGCGUCCCGGCGACAUCAUGGCGGCGUCGCGGUCCGGCUCCUACUCCGGCGGCCUGAGGGCGCGGCGGCGGGACGGAUAUGGGCUAUAUGUUUAUCCUAAUACCUUUUUCCAAUAUGAAGGAGAAUGGAGACAAGGAAAAAAACAUGGUCAUGGCAAACUAUUAUUCAAGGAUGGAAGUUAUUAUGAAGGCGAGUUUGUGGAUGGUGAAAUUUUGGGGAAUGGAUUGCGAUAUUGGGCAUCUUCAGGAAACACUUACUCAGGUCAGUUCAUGUUAGGAGAGCUCCAUGGACAUGGAGUCAUGCAAUACAGAGAUGGUGGGAAAUAUGAAGGAGAAUUCUCCUGUGGAAUGAGAGAAGGAUAUGGGUUACUGGUUGACAGUGAUGGACAAAUUUAUCAAGGAUCUUUCCACAAAAAUAAGAAGCAUGGAGGAGGUAAAAUGACCUUCAAGAAUGGUGAUAAGUAUGAAGGAGACUGGAUUCUGGACCAGCGACAAGGUCAUGGGGAACUGCACUGUGCUGAUGGAAGUGUAUAUGAGGGGCAGUGGAGAAAUGACAUGUUCAAUGGACAGGGCACUAUAAUUCAUUGUUCUGGUGUCAUCUAUGAUGGACUGUGGAUCAAUGGCUACCCUGCUGCUCAAGCAAAGAAGAUAGUGAUUUUGGGCCCAGAAGUUAUUGAUAUAAUUCAGGGAUCUUCUAUCACCCUUCAUGUACAGCUUCAGAAUGAAGAAGGAGAGGUUUGUGAAUCUGAGGAAGGCCGAGUUUUGGAGAUCUGGGCAGGCAUCAGAGAUCAUCAAAUCCGAGCAAGUUCCCCUACCAAUUUAUUUGAGUUAAUUGAAGAGAUUGAAAGGAAGCCAGUCAAAACCCCUUUUGGAUUUGAAUGUAUUAGCUACCCUUUGAUGGAUGCCACAUCUGAAAGCCAGAAACUGAAAGCUGCUUUUCCUAUAGUUAGCAAAUCUGGAUUUGCAUGGGCUGAUUUAUCAAUUCCUAAGAGAGUUAUAGAGCCAGAAUCAGGAUCAGACACCAUGCAUGGAGCUGGAGAUGCCCCCAGCAAUCAGGAUGUAUUUGAAGAUGAACGUCCCUGUCCUCCUGCCAGUCAGAGAGUGGAGCAUGGCUGUGCAAUUUUCAGAAACAUCUUGCUUGCACCUCCUCCAGCUAAUUAUCUGUCCUUUCUGCUUGUGGAUGAAGUAAGCAAAAAAGGAGGCAGAAAGCCAAGUGACAGAAUAUCUGCUGAGAAAGCUGAGAAGAUGACAGUCUUGCAAGAGAAAAUUGGAGACAGCAGAUCUGAGAUGACACCCAAACGGCGUGAGUUAAAAAAUGAUCAGUGCUCCAUGAAGAACUGUAGCGUUUUGCCAGGCAAGUAUGUGCUUAUGGUCCAUGAAGUGACCAUACCCCCAUUUUUGGGCAAGACUCUCCCACCAGCCUUCAAACUCUUAAGGGUUUUGCCAGAGAAAACCAAAAACAAGAAAGCGACCAGCAAGUAAAGAAGGAACAUAAACAUACAGGAAUUCACAGGCUCUGUCCAAUGCACACUGUAGUUUGUGAAGAUUUUACCACUGAGUACAAUAGGAGUUGGACUGAUCCCUUGGGCCUCAGUUGCAUGUAGGUUUUGCAAAAAGGGGUAUACUAACAGCAAAGAAACAAUUGACCAACAGAGAUCCAUUUCACACAGUGUCCUACCUAGUCACAUUUUAGAUGAUACUAAAUCUUACAUUUUAGAUGGUAUUUAUGAGAUGGAGAGAAAUGUCUUUGAUUAAUCCUAUUUUUCAUCAUUAUAUAAGUUGUAUGUAUUUUUAACAAAAUUCUAUUAAAAUAAACUGAAAAUUCAGGCCACAGUUUGAUCAGAUAAUGAUGCCAUAAAAACUGGUGAACCAUCUGAACAGCUAAUGGAUAAAAUAAUAUAUAGCAAAUUAACUUUUAUGACCAUGGUGAUCACCUCUCUAAUAACACAUUUAUGAAUAUAUUGUUUUGUGGAUAAAAAGUCUUGUUCAGCUAAUUCACAUGAAAAACACCCAUUGACUAAAAGAUGACAACCAGACAGCUGUCUUGUCUCUUGAAACUGGCUUCUGUCUUCAGUGAAGGAGGAUCAAAGUUAGAUUAAUUAUUCCAGAAAAGCCAUUGCCAAAUAGUCCAUAAAUGAAGCUAAACAAUGGUAGAGAAGUGUUGAGUUCAUGUGAUUGGAACAUAUUUGGGUUUGAUGAGAGUUGCCACUGAACAUACAAAGUGUUUUCACGCCAGCUAAACAAUCAAGAUUCAAUUGUAGAACACCUGAAAGUUGGCAAGCAAAGAGAAAAGGACUGCGUUCUGAUCAGAAAAGGGACAAUCAAAACAGAAAAAGAUUUGAAGAACAUCUCUAGAAAAUCAAUACAAUUAGUAUUUGACUAGGGCUUUUCAGUGUUGAAAAUGAAACUUUAACUGGAAAAAGUAUGAUGGGAGAAUGUAUAUUAAAAAGGCAAAUAGGAUGA